AGAUGUAGUAGCUGCAUAUAGAAAGGACAUGGAGUGGCAGACAAGUGAGCUGCUUCUUCCAUACAAGAAAAUGUGUACUCUUAAGAAGGUGCAAGUUGAUGUUGUAGUCAUUGAGUCAGAUAAUGUGGCAAAUGCAAUAGCAGAGGAGGUUUCUAAGUCUGCUAUAAGCAAUCUUGUCAUAGGUGCCCCAUCUCGUGGCUUGUUUACAAGGUGGCAGCAGGGUUGCCUCAUUUCUUCUGGGGUUGUUGCAUUAGCUUUGAGGGAAUGAAAGAUCAAAAGCUUGAUAGAAAUAUAAAGAUACAAGGCCCUUCUUGAUUAAUCAGGUCUAGGGAUUUGAAUUAGUACGUUGCUUCAUGCUAUGAAUAGAUUAGAUUACAUAAGUUCAUAAGGAAGAAAAUUUGAAAGAUGGUGACUGAAGAUAUAUAUUGAAGAUUAGGCCAAGUAUGUAUGUCUAUUGUCAUCUAGGAUUACAUAAGAUUAGAAAGUAUAACUAGGAAUUACUUACUGGAAUGUGCUUGUAGUCCAGUAUAUUGUAACGAGUAAUAGAUGCACUGACAUUUGUUUUGGGAUUGUAAAGAUGAUUUGUAUGUAAAUGUCUUCUUUUCGUUUCAAGGACAAUUUUUUUUUUUGUGUU
This is a messenger RNA of Rosa rugosa (rugosa rose), 634 nucleotides long. Its product is annotated as U-box domain-containing protein 35-like. The transcript has 6 exons. Lineage: Eukaryota; Viridiplantae; Streptophyta; Magnoliopsida; Rosales; Rosaceae. The coding region runs from base 29 to 268 and encodes 79 amino acids. The record is from RefSeq and is a predicted model, not a curated record.